AUGGCAAUUUGUUUCGCAAGACACGGGGCUGAGAAGUGCGUCGAAUGGAGCAAGCUUUGCAAUGUGGUCGAUUGGAAAUACUUCGGCGCAUUAAGCGACUCUGAUAAGCAAUGUUUGACAAGUUAUAUUACUGUACACACAUGCGCUGCAAAAUAUGGUAAAGUGUUCUGUUCGAAGAUGCAAUCAGCGUGCUAUCAGAUACUCGGUGAAACUGUUCGUUCUGGAGCCGUUGUUUUAAUGCCACCGAAUGUUGCAUAUUGCAUGACUUCCGAGCAUUAUUUGGCUAUAUGCUACGCCAAGUUUGGUGCUGCGAAAUGUAUUCAGUGGAGGCAAAUUUGCUCGAUUCCGAUCAACUACAAGGAGUUAAUGGUUUCGCAAGAGGAAUGCGUUACUAGCUACGUGAUGAUUCAAAGUCUCGUCCAGAAUUGUCAGGCCAGUUCAUCGCAGCCGUUUUGUACACAUGUGCAACAGUCAUGCUCGGCGAUCGGUGUCAAAAUUGUUGUAAAACCUACUCCUCCGAAACUGGUUCUACCGCAACCAACAGAUGUGGACAUGAGACUCUGUUACACAAAAUACGGUAUUGUUGGCUGUGAGGAGAUGUUAAGAAAAUGCUUUAUUUCGCCGGCGAUGAUCAAUAUUGUGCUGGAUGGUUUCAAGAGGGAUUGCCUGAAAAGACGUAAGUUAUGCGAUAGUAUGGGAUCGGCACACUUUUUUCUGGCCACGAGACGGAUUGAAAUCAUCUAA
Anisakis simplex (herring worm) is the source of this 744-nucleotide messenger RNA. The record is from the annotation of a GenBank genome assembly. Lineage: Eukaryota; Metazoa; Nematoda; Chromadorea; Rhabditida; Anisakidae.